Molecule: messenger RNA, 441 nt
Organism: Microthlaspi erraticum
Lineage: Eukaryota; Viridiplantae; Streptophyta; Magnoliopsida; Brassicales; Brassicaceae
Source: the annotation of a GenBank genome assembly
AUGGCGCGUCAAUUUAUCAUUUUUGGCCUAUUGACUUUAAUUAUUGUCACUACUUUCACCGCUGAAACUCCCUCAGCCUCACCCAAGAAAUCUCCAUCACCCACCGCCGCACCAACUAAGGCUCCCGCUGCCCCAUCUAAAUCUCCGGCCGCCGCACCAAAAUCCUCUUCCGCCACCCCACCUAAAUCAUCCUCUGCCUCUUCUCCCAAAGCAUCUUCUUCUGUCUCAGAAGGACCCACCGCCGAGGAUGACUACUUUGCCGCUAGUCCUAGUGAUGCCGCUGAGGCACCACCAGCUCUCACACCUGAUAGCACCUCUGCAGCCGAUGGACCAAGCGAUGGACCCGCGGCAGAUUCUCCAACAAGCGGUGCUGUGACCACCGUCAAACUCUCCAUUGUCGGCACAAUCGUCACUGUCGGCUUCUUCUUCUUUUCCUUCUAA